Messenger RNA from Capsicum annuum, 2141 nucleotides. RefSeq lists its product as uncharacterized. Gene Ontology annotation, molecular function: protein binding. The record is from RefSeq and is a predicted model, not a curated record. The transcript has a single exon. NCBI's taxonomy places the organism in Eukaryota, Viridiplantae, Streptophyta, Magnoliopsida, Solanales, Solanaceae. The coding region runs from base 145 to 1812 and encodes 555 amino acids.
UUCUCAUUCAUGUUACCCUUCAACACUCUUUGCUUACUCAUCUUCACUUCCCUCGCUCCCCCUCUCUCUAUACCCUAAAACCACACACUUUCUCUCUCUUUUUCUCCCUUUUUUUUCCCUCUUACCUGUACCAAAAAAGCCGCCAUGAAAGUGCCUGAAGACGAUAAUAAUAAUCUCAUUCACUCCAAUUCCCACCUCCUCCGUUCUCUCCUUGAGUCCAUUCCCAACAUUCAAAGCUUCAAGGGCAAAUGGUCUUUGAUUAAAACAAAACUCUACACGCUCCAAUAUCAUCUCUCCGACCUUUCUACUUCCUCCAUCAACAAUCCCCUCUACAAGGACCUCCUUGUAACUCUUUCCAUCACUUUGUCGGAUACUCUUUCUCUGUCCAAUCUUUGUCAUAGCGUUAACCCGCCGAACGGGAAGCUGAAGACGCAGAACGAUAUUGACUCAAUUUCUGCGAAGAUUGAUAACCACGUUAGGGAUUUAGACGUCCUUGUUAAAAACGGGGUUCUUGAAGAGAACGGUGUCGUUUCGGUUCCCACCGUUACGUCGAAAAGGGAGACUGUACGUGCUGAAUCGAAGAAUCUGAUAACUCGGCUUCAGAUCGGGACUACUGAGUCAAAGAACUCAGUGUUAGACUCGUUGCUUGGGUUGUUAAACGAAGACGAUAAGAAUGUGCUAAUUGUAGUGACUCAGGGGAUUGUUCCGGUGCUGGUGAGGUUACUGGACUCCUGCUCUUCACCAGAGAUCAAGGAGAAAACAGUCACCGCCAUUGCUAAAAUCUCGACAGCUGAUUGUAGCAAGCAUGUAUUGAUCGCUGAAGGUUUGGGUAUUCUAAACAAUCUACUGAGAGUUCUCGAAUCUGGGAGUGUUUUGGGGAAGGAGAAUUCGUGUAUAGCUUUGCAGGCAUUGGUACAUACGAAGGAGAAUGCAAGAGCAAUUGGUUCAAGAGGAGGAAUUUCAUCUUUGUUAGAGAUUUGCCAAACGGGAACACCUAAUUCUCAAGCUAUGGCAGCUGCAGUGCUGAAAAAUUUAGCAGUUUUCUCGGAAAUUAAAGAGAAUUUCCUCGAAGAAAAUGCGAUUACGAUCCUUUUAAGGUUGUCCAAUUCAGGGACAGCAUUAGCACAGGAAAAUGCGAUCUGGUGUAUAUGUAAUUUGAUUGGUAGAGACAACAAUAUGAAGCUAUUAGUUGCUAGAGAAGGCGGAGUCGAAAGCAUAAAGAAUUUCUGGGAUUCUGCUCCUUCAGUGCAAAGUCUAGAGGCCCCUGUUCUUAUGCUAAGAACGUUAGCUGCUUGUCCAUCAAUAGCUGAGGUAAUUGUUGACGCCGAAUUUUUACCUAGAAUAGUUGGUGUUCUAAAUUGUGGGGUUUUAGGUGUUAGAAUUGCUGCAGCAAAAGCAAUUUACGAUUUGGGAUACAACACGAGAACUCGAAAAGAAUUGGGAGAAAUGGGGUGUAUACCGCCAUUGGUGAAGUUAACUGAAGGUAAAUCCGUUGAAGAGAAAGAAGCAGCUGCAAAGGCAUUGUCAAAUUUGAUGAUUUAUGCGGGAAAUCGGAAGAUUUUCAGGAAGGAAGAAAAGGGUAUUGUGAAUGCUGUUCAGCUUUUAGAUCCUGUAAUACAAAAUUUAGACAAAAGGCAUCCUGUUUCGUUAUUGGCUUCGCUUGUAUACUCCAAGAAUUGCCGUAAACAAAUGGUGGCUUCGGGGGCUCGGGUGCAUUUGCAGAAGCUAGCAGAGAUGGAUAUUGAAGGAGCAAAAAAGCUAUUGGAUUGUCUUGGUCGAGGCAAAAUCUGGGGAGUUUUUACCAGACAUUGAGCAACAAUAAAACACAAGGAAGGCAAUCAAUCUGUAUGUAUAAUAAAGUCGAGUUUAUUUUUUUUCUAAAUUAAUAUCUUACGAAUUUGUAAUAUUUCUAAAGUGUUCUUUUUUCUUGAUCAUGUUAAUAGAUUGUUGUUAUAAAUUAGUGGUAGAAAAAAAAGUAAAUGUUGGUUAGUAGGCUAGAUAUUUGCCCGAGUACUAGUAGAAAGAAGAGAAGUUUUAUUAUGUAAUAUCUUUGGGUUGUUGACCUAACUUGAUAGGUGUUUCUUGUUUUUCUACCUAAAAAAUUCAAUAAAUUAAGUGAAGAUGUCUUCUCUUAUUGAGAA